Molecule: messenger RNA, 1011 nt
Organism: Neltuma alba
Lineage: Eukaryota; Viridiplantae; Streptophyta; Magnoliopsida; Fabales; Fabaceae
Product: glycolipid transfer protein 2-like
Exons: 6
Coding region: 1-753 (250 amino acids)
Biological process (GO): intermembrane lipid transfer; ceramide transport
Cellular component (GO): cytosol; membrane; cytoplasm
Molecular function (GO): ceramide 1-phosphate transfer activity; ceramide 1-phosphate binding
Source: RefSeq, a predicted model, not a curated record
AUGGUAACCCCACUAAUUGUGAGCAAUAUAUAUAGUCAGAGUCGGGACAAAACACGAAGAGGAGGAAGGAGGGAAAGUGAGAGAAAUGAAGCAGAGAAGAGUACAGAGAUUAGGUCGAGCUCAGAGAUAAGCUCUGCCAUUGAAGAGCUUUCGGUGUUGGUUCUCGUUAAACCUGGAGAUAAUCAUGAAGCUGCGCUAAUCCCCACGAAACCUUUCCUAUCUCUAUGUUACUUGGUUUUACAAGUCCUGGAUAAGAUAGGACCAACAAUGACUGUUUUGAGACAAGACGUUCAACAGAAUAUUAAGAGACUGGAAAUGGUUCUUGAAUCAAAUUCCUCACUGAGUUCAAAUUUGGUCGAGAUUUUGAAAACCGAGACGAGGGAAGGCAACGCAAAGAAGGGGGCCAGCUGCAGCAAGGCCUUUGUUUGGCUUACUAGAUCUUUGGAUUUCGCCUCAGCAUUAUUACUGACACUGUCGAGAGAUUCUGGGAUAAAUAUGGAGGAAGCAGUGCAAGAGGCUUAUAACAUCACUUUGAAACCAUGGCAUGGAUGGAUUUCAUCAGCUGCUUUCAGAGUAGCUUUGAAACUAGUGCCCGAUAGUAAAAGCUUUAUAGAUCUCCUCAAGGCAAACGAUGAAAGCUAUGAUACCCAAACGGAGAAAAUUAAGAUUUUGGUUUCUUUGCUUGCGCCAUUUCUUGAGGGUAUCCAUUGUAUUCUGAAAGCCUACGACUUGAACAACCUCAAGGCCGCAUGAAGUUAAUAGCUAAUGCACAGUUUCUUGUUGCACAUGUAUCUGUUUCUUAUCGACUCUUCAUGUAAACAUGUAAAUAUCUUGUAUAGUAAUCUUGUUAACAGAAUCUUGCAUUUGGCAUCAUGUUCGCCAAAUGUUUUCUUAAGAAUCAGAAAGAUCCAUAAAGAGAAUAGAGGAAUUCACACAAAAAUAUUGCAAACAGAUGUAUAAUUUUCAGCCGUGUAAAGCAAAGGAAAAAGGACAGCCUCACAUCUUGCUCCA